This is a messenger RNA of Microthlaspi erraticum, 2538 nucleotides long. The record is from the annotation of a GenBank genome assembly. NCBI's taxonomy places the organism in Eukaryota, Viridiplantae, Streptophyta, Magnoliopsida, Brassicales, Brassicaceae.
AUGGUUUCAGAUUCGGAGCCGGAGUCGAAGCUCUUAUUACUCCUUUCUCAACUAACCGAUCUCGAGGAAGAUACGUCUUCAGACUCAGAGUUCAAAUCAGUCAUUAGAGGGAUUUACUCUCUCAUCAACUCUAUGGAUUUGGAUUCGCAACCGAAGCCGGAGUCGGAGCUCAUAUCACUCAUUAAACAAACAAUCUCUCUUGUCAGAUCAAUACCGGAUACGGAACCGGAGUCAGAGCUCAAAUCACUCUUGACCGAACUGACCUCUCUCUUAAGCUCUAUAGAUUCCGAUCAUGAGCCAGGCCCGGAGCUCAUGUUACUCUAUACUCAAGCAUUCAAUUAUCUCCCUUCUUUGGCUCCAGGUUCGGAGCUGAUAACCUGCUUAGGGAGAUUAAUCGUUCUCGUUGAAGCUCCGGAGGAGAAGCUGGAGCCUCUUAUUUCCAUGGAUUCAGAGUUGGAGCCGGAAUCGAAGCUCAUAUCACUUGUUUCUCAACUUCUCUUUGUGCAAUGGGGGCAAGAUCUGUUAUCGCUCUCCAACCAAGUAAUCUCUCUCCUCAGUUCUCUGGAUUUGGAUUCACAGCCGAAGCCGGAGUCGAGGCUCAUGUCACUCAUUACUCAAACGAUCUCUUGUUUCAACUCUAUGGAUCUGGAUUCGGAUGAGCCUCUGUCGAAGCUCAUAUCAGCCAUUAUAUCUCAAACAUCCAACUUUAUUUUGGAAUGGAAAGACCUUUCACUCGUUAAUAGCAUACUGGAUCUCGAGCCGGAGCCGGAGCUCAUAUCACUCAUCCAUCAAAUAUUCUCCGUCGCCAUGUCUAUGGAUUCAGAGUGCCAGAAGCUUAUUUCCUUAUGCCCUCAAGUAAAGGUAAUUUUCAAGGAAGGAAAAUUUCUUGUGACUGGAAAAAUACAGGGGAGCAAUUUAAGGAUUGAUUGUCUCCCUACAUUCUGGGGAAAAAUCCGUUUGCCUGGGGAAGAGGUUACCCAUUUUCGCUGCUGGGGUUGCUCUGGGGAGAACCAUGGAACAUUUAAAAAGGCUCCACUCGAGAUCAAACACCCUCUUCAUCCAAAACAUUCUCUUCAGCUUGUCUUUUUGAGUGGAUACAAUCAUAAAAAGAAAUGCUAUUGUUGUGAUGGAGAUCUCGAAGAGAUAGUUUAUUGUUGCUUGGUCUGCACUUAUGUUCUGAAUGUCGCUUGUGUGGAGAAACCAUCACUCGUAUCUGUAGAUCAGUCCAAGUGGCAUGAGCAUACACUUGCUCACUUUCCAAGACAAGCUUCCUUAACUUGCGACCUCUGUGCCUUGGCAGAUUCAAUUCGUCCUUUCUAUGUGUGUCUCCUUUGUGACUUUUUUGUCCAUCAAAGCUGUCUCAGCUUGCCGCAUCUCAUACGGAUAUCUCGCCAUGCCCAUCGGAUCUCUUUUACUCCUUCUUUUGACCAAGGAAAUUGGUCUUGUGGUGUUUGUCGCAGAGAGAUCAACAACGACUACGGAGGUUAUUCUUGCAUCAAGGAUGAUUGUUCGUAUGCGGCUCAUUCAAGAUGUGCCACACAAAGCAAUGUGUGGGAUGGUAAAGAGCUAGAAGGAGAGCCAGAAGAAAUUGAAGAAGAGGACAUGCCGCCGUUUGUGAGGAUAAGCUAUGGUAUCAUUCAACAUUUCACUCAUGAAGGUCAUCAUCUCAAACUAGAUGAGAAUGAAGACAAAGAUUACGAUGAGAAUAAGCAGUGUCAAGCAUGCAUGGCGCCAAUCUAUUUCGGCAACUACUACUCUUGUAUUCAAUGUGAGUUCAUACUACACGAAACGUGUGCAAAUCUUUCUCGCAGAAUGCAUCACCCCAUACAUCCACAUCUGCUUACUCUAGUGACAGGAUAUGACCGUUUUAUAAGAGUUAAGUCUGGUGAUACGAUCUAUGAGACUUCAUGUUCGGCUUGUCCUUGGUUGAGCACAUCUGGUUUCUUCUAUGAGUGCGGUGUAGAAGGGUGUAAUUUUAAGGUACAUUUGCAGUGUGCCACAAUUUCUGAGCCAUUAGAUCAUGAAAGCCACAUGCGUCCUUUAUUCCUAACAUCCAAACCAGGAGAGACCAGAAUAUGUUCGAUUUGCCAAAAUGAUGAUUACACAGAAACAUUCAACUGCAUUGAUUCUGACUUCGCUUUGUGUUUCAAGUGUGCUACUUUACCUCAAAAGGUGAGGUAUAAGUAUGAUAAGCAUAUGCUCGCUCUUUCUUAUGGGAAGGAGACAAGUACCAUGACGUAUUGGUGUGAAGCUUGCGAGGGAAAGAUAAAUCCGAAGAUGGGGUUUUAUAUGUGUGAUGAGUAUUGUUGUGUAAAUCUACACAUUGAUUGUCUGAUUGGGAAGGAUUUAUACAUGAAGCAGGGUGCUUCGUGGUUAUACGAGAAUAUAAAAGUAGAUGUUCUGCCUAACAAUCAGUAUGUGUCUCGACCUCUUUGCUCCUAUUGUGAGAAGCGUUGUCUUUACAAAACAGCGUUUCAGCGCUCUGGAGUAAUAUUUUGUUCAAUGAAAUGCAUGGGUGAUGCUAUUCGUUCAGAUUGA